AUGGGCGAGUUUCCAGAAGAAACAAGAGACACCCCAGAAGCAGCAAAGCGCCAGUGUGUUCAAGUAGUAACCCUGUGUCUCUCAGUAUGCCAGAUGGAACGUUCACUGCCCCACUCUGCUGCUGCAGAGAAACCCAACACAAGUCUAAAUCCUGCAGAUGUUUCAACGACGUCUAUGCCUGUAAAGCCAGUGGGUUUGCUAGUAACUCGCAGUGGUCGGACCUGCAGACCACCCAGCCAUUUGAAAGACUUUGUUGUAUCGAAGUGACUUUGUUUGAGUUUUUAACUAAGACACUGUUUGAAAGACAAUGUUUAGAGCGUUCAGUGACAUAAUCCUUUACUGCUUAGCUAGUUGUUUGUUUCUGUUAUGUCAUAUCUAGUUUGUACACUUUCUUUUUAAACAAGGAAGGGUGUGACAAUAUUGCAUUGUCCAAUCAGAUUUGUUUUUACAUGUGCGUGCUUGGGCGCGCUUUUGUCAAAGUUUACUGUCAUGGCCGCUUGUGAUUUCACUAAGCUCUGAUUAAGCAAGUUGAAGUUUAUGAACGUGAACCAAUUCUUUAUAUGGUGGAUCCAAUUCCUGUUGCAAAUGACACCAAAUCUGAGCAAGGCGUGUUUACACUGUGCUAUUGGCAAUACUAUGUGCAUGUAGAUCUAUAAUAUCUCUACAUUCAAUUUGUGGUAGUAGUUGGUAUCUGUCAAUUAUGCUGUCAUUCACAAACAAGGUUUCCAAUCAGUGUGCUUACUCUGCAUAAUUUUUUUAUACUUUGGAUAUACUUCGGGGUGGAAUGGAAGAAAGUACUAUUCUAAUUAUAGUUCACCUUCUGGCUUGCCAAGCCAUUGGCAAUAACAGUUUUAAAAGUAUUCUUGGGCUUCUGGAAAAUUGCAGAUCAUUAGUGCAAUAAUCGAUAGCCAGGGACGGAGGAAAGUUCGUGGGAUGUGGAAAAUUCUUUGAAUUCUCUGCUGUGGAACAGACAUCGUUUGAACAUAUGCUCUCGGUGGGCAGCAUGAUAUCCAACCGCUUAAAAUGCAGAAAACAGAACAGUCAUGAGGGGGGGAAUAGGAAAGCCCUGUAAAGAGCCAUUUGCUGUUAUUCAAAAUAUGGUGAAAUUAUAGGAUUUAUAUAUUUGCCUUUUGUUGUGUCUUAUUCUUAACACACAUUUCUAAAUUUGUACCACCAGAAUAGAUAUGACAAGAAAAAUCAUAUGCCAAAUCUUACCUUCGAUUCAUACCGUUAUCAUAUUUUUUCUUUUCCCACUCUUGCCAUUGUGAAAUGAGAAGCAUGUUAGUGGCAAAGGGUAAUGAAUUCAUUUAAGACUCAAUGUGUUGCCUCGUGCUUUAUGUAUGCUUUGUAUAGUGAUGUCGCAGAGCAAGACACUAACCCCACCCCUACAGGAAUUCUUUUGUUGACUGCACUGCACUGGAAAUCUAUGAGACGGUUUACAGACAAACUAGCAAGUCUGUUGCAGCUGGAUUACUAGUAAUCAUCUCGAAAACAGCAACUCUACAUCCUGAACAAGCCAUUAGCAAUAACAGUUUUAAAAGUAUCCUUGGGCUUCUGGAAAAUUGCAGAUCAUUAGUGCUAAUUAAAGAUGGUGCCUACUUCGGAAAUACUUUCCUAAGAAAGUGACUUAAUCUGACUAGCAAAUCUAGUCUCCAGGGCGUCAUACGAAGAGGGCUUUCAUCGUGAGCACUAUCCAGAAUUCGUGUGGCAAUAUUUUUACCAGCAUUCCGAAGGCAACAAACCAGGGCAUGUCCACUGCAAAUUCGUACCUGUAAUUAUCUGGUCAUACAUUCUAGGAGCAAUAUCACCGCAUUUCAUGUGGGUCUUGCGUUUGCAAACAUCACAUGGUACAGCUCUGUGGUUAAUGGCGAUAGUUCUUGAACACGCCAAACAUUUUGGUUUCCCACUGAUCAUGUUACUCAUUGGACAAAAAAUUAUCAGCCUUUUCCGAGCCACCAUAACUUUGUGGCCUUAAAAAUUAUAUAGCUCUGUAAUUUAUGUACAGAUUUUUUAAAGAAAAUUGGUAAAUUCUCUUUGGUGACUACUAAACAAAAAUAUGUCAAACUAAAGAAAAGUCACUGUAGCUUUUAAGUUAUUAGUGUCAAAAGGUAAAUUAGGGUAAUUUUGACCACCUUUUGGAAUUUCAUGUUAUUCAGUGGCUGUUGAUACAGUGUUGCACUAGAUACUAAGUGUCUUUUCUGUGUUUCAGAGCUCACGUUAUCAUCAGCAGAAACCAUUAUUUUGGUAUGGGUGGAAAGAACAACCAUCAAUAAGGUACACCCUAUCAAGGACCUAAAACCAAUUGCCAAAAAUCUUAAACUGAAACUGCUCAGGACCAAAGACAAAACUGCUCACAUCCGUGCUAUUGCAAGUACCCUUUACCCUUUUACAACAGGGAAAGGUUAAGGUGAAUGCUCCCUUAGGAAAUAUCACCAGAGAUGAUGUGGUUCUCAACAAAAAGCGACUGUUGCAUUGCAAGUCAAUGUCUAUUGCAACUAGUACUGUGUCAGCUGACUUUAUCACCUUAGACAAGGUGGUCACCUUAGACAAAGUGGUCAACCAUGAUCAGAAAUGUUGA
Messenger RNA from Porites evermanni, 2578 nucleotides. The record is from the annotation of a GenBank genome assembly. NCBI's taxonomy places the organism in Eukaryota, Metazoa, Cnidaria, Anthozoa, Scleractinia, Poritidae.